GGAGCCUUUUUCCUAGCAGGCCAGAGAAGAAAGCUCCAACACAAUGGGCAUCUGCAGAGAUGUUAAAACCCAGCCUAAGAAAGAAAAAAGGCUAGGAGGAAAUCGAGCUGCGCUUUUUGUAUUUGCUACUGAGGGACUAGAGAACAUGGCCUUCAUCACCAUUGCAGUGAGCUUAGUAACAUAUUUUUAUGGAUAUAUGAACUUCAGCUUAACAAAAUCAGCCACAACGCUCACCAACUUCUUGGGUACUGCAUUCAUGCUAACACUUGUUGGUGGAUUCAUCUGUGAUACCUAUUUGUCAAGAUUCAAGACUUGUGUGCUCUUUAUAUCCAUGGAACUACUGGGAUAUGCCCUCCUCGCAGUUCAAGCACAUUUCCCCCAUCUAAGACCCAUACCAUGCAAAGGCCAUAUGAACAAAUGUGAGGCUGCAAACUCUAGCCAAACAGCAAUCCUUUUCACUGGUUUAUACCUGGUUGCACUUGGAACCAGUGGGGUUAAGGCAGCUUUGCCAGCCUUGGGAGCUGACCAAUUCAACGAUGAAAAGAACCCUAAAGAGGUAGCUCAAUUGUCAAGCUUCUUUAACUGGUUCUUGCUUAGCCUCACCAUUGGAGCUAUACUUGGUGUGACUAUUCUGGUAUGGAUAACCACCAACCAAGGCUGGGAGUGGGGCUUUGGUAUAUGCUUUGUAGCAGUCUUAUUUUCAUUGAUAUUUGUUUGCAUGGGCAAGUCUUUGUAUCGGAAUAAUAAGCCCAUGGGAAGCCCACUACUACGGAUUCUUCAGGUUUUUGUGGCUGCCAUCCAAAACCGAAAACUUCCAAUUCCAGAAAAUACAGAGGAAUUUCAUGAGAUUCAUGACAAAGAAGCAAGAACACAGGAUGAAAUUCUGCAGAGAACAGAACAAUUUAGAUUUUUGGACCGAGCAGCAAUAAUUAGGAGCACCAAUGAUGCAACAACAUCAACCACACAAGGACCCUGGACCUUGUGCACAAUAACACAAGUUGAAGAAACAAAGAUUCUAAUCCGCAUGCUGCCAAUUAUAUUUAGCACUGUAUUCAUGAACACAUGCUUGGCUCAACUCCAAACAUUCACUAUCCAACAAAGCACAACCAUGAACCCCAAUCUCUUUGGCUUUAAAGUCCCUGGCUCUUCAAUCCCAGUAAUCCCACUCUUAUUCAUGUUCGUUCUUAUCCCAUUAUACGACCGGAUUUUUGUUCCACUGGCUAGAAAAAUCACAGGUGUUCCCACUGGAAUUCGACACCUUCAGAGAAUUGGUAUUGGGUUAGUGCUCUCAGCUGUUUCUAUGGCUGUUGCUGGAGCUGUGGAGACACACCGCAAAUCUUUGGCUUAUAAACAUAACAUGGUGGAUAGUCUUGAGCCUUUGCCUAUGAGUUUGUUUUGGCUUGGUUUCCAAUAUGCUAUAUUUGGAGCUGCAGAUAUGUUUUCCCUUGUGGGCUUGCUUGAGUUUUUCUAUGCAGAGAGUUCAACUGGUAUGAAGUCACUAAGCACAGCCAUUUCAUGGUGCUCAGUGGCGUUUGGGUACUUCUUGAGCACAGUGGUGGUGGAGGUGGUGAAUAAGGUGAGUGGUGGGUGGCUGGCUAAUAAUAACAUAAAUAGAGAUAAGCUGAACUACUUCUAUUGGUUAUUGUCAGUGUUAAGUGUGGUGAAUUUUGGGUUUUAUUUGGUGUGUGCAUCAUGGUAUAAAUACAAAAAUGUGGAAGUGAAGCAAGGUGAUGUUGAGGGCAAGGUUGAAAUGGCCAUGGCUUAAUGAUGUUAGGUCUCUUUCUGGUGGCUUCAGAUGCUUCUGGUUUGGUCAUUGUAGUACUGUUCCCUUGAGCUUAAUGAAACUCUUAUUUACCAAAAUGAGGUUCUGGCCCAUCGUGGCAGUUGUGAUGCUUUAUACAAUGG
Molecule: messenger RNA, 1905 nt
Organism: Quercus lobata
Lineage: Eukaryota; Viridiplantae; Streptophyta; Magnoliopsida; Fagales; Fagaceae
Product: protein NRT1/ PTR FAMILY 4.5-like
Exons: 6
Coding region: 44-1765 (573 amino acids)
Biological process (GO): transmembrane transport
Cellular component (GO): membrane
Molecular function (GO): transmembrane transporter activity
Source: RefSeq, a predicted model, not a curated record